Molecule: messenger RNA, 1523 nt
Organism: Calypte anna (Anna's hummingbird)
Lineage: Eukaryota; Metazoa; Chordata; Aves; Apodiformes; Trochilidae
Exons: 12
Coding region: 1-1353 (450 amino acids)
Molecular function (GO): protein binding
Source: RefSeq, a predicted model, not a curated record
AUGCUGCCCGCCUGCCGCCGGGCCCGGCCCAGGCCGGGGAGCUGCGUCCCGGAGAGCGGCCUUGCCUUCUACGUGGUGUGGGAGCUGCGGGAGCCGCCGCGGCGGCUCAGCAGCCAGUCCAGCAAGAUGGGUUUCCAGGCUUGGCUGCCAUUGCCGUUGCCAAAGCAGCUGGUGGUGUUCGGGCUGGGAGACUGGAGCUGUUACUCUGCGGACACAGCCAUCGAGGUGGACGUGCUGGUGUCCCCGGGCAUCUCACCGCAGUGGGUUGGCACGCUGGAGCCCACCCGCAGGUCUCUGGUGUGGGAAGGUGUCUGGAGAACAGAUAUUUUCAUGGCCUCAUUGAAAGAGAUGGACAAAGGCAACUCUGUGAAGCUUGUCCUGACUGUCAAUGGACAGCUGCUCCGAGGUAUCUCCAGCAGUACGCCCACCCACCCCUUCCUUGUUCCAGAAGCCACCGAGUCACCAGUGCUCCCAGCAGAUGAUAUGCCCUGUAGUGAGGACCUGGUGUGUCCUACUAUGGUUAAGAGUCAGAGCUCAGAGGUGACUGCUAGAGCAUCCAGGCCUGGGAGGAAGGACAUUCACCCACCACUGAGGACUGUGGUGGUAUCCAGUGAGCUGGCACCACCAUCUGGCAAGCUGGAACCCAGUGAGGCCUGGAGGAAGAGUCCUGUCCACUCCAAGAAGCCCAGGAAAGUUUUAUUUCAGCCCACAGCAUCAGAGAGAGAUCUCGGUGAAGAAGAUCUGGCGGUGGAGGAGUUGCAAGGUGGUCCCAGCCCACGGUGGUGCCAUGCCAUGUGCCUCAGUGACCUGGGGACAGCUGUUCUGAUUGGUGGAGAAGGUGCUGAUCAGCAGUCCUGCAAGGACGCACACUGGAAGCUGGAAAUUGACAGUGAUUUCUGGCUUCCAAUGGGUUUCCAGCUACAAAAAGCCACGCCAUCAUGCUUACGUGGUCACACAGCUACCUAUGACCCAGAAACCAAGCGUAUCUACAUUUUUGGGGGCAUAAGGGAAGACAAAGACUACGGUGGCAUCUACAUCCUGGACACAGUCACCUGGAAAUGGAUCCUCGUGGCUACAUUCAGCUACUCUACUGAAAAACAAGCUGCUAAUUUUUGGAGGGCGGAGGACUUCUCUCUACCUCAGCGACAUGCACAUCCUGGAUCUGGGUUUCAUGGAGUACACACCUGUCCCUCUCCUCGCAGGACAGCCUUCCUCACGUUGUUUUCAUGCAGCUCUGGCUGUGUCGGACCAGAAGGUUCUGAUCAGUGGAGGCUGCAGUGCCAAAGGAGCCCUGCAGGAUGCCUUUGUCUUCCACCUGGAUACUCUGUCAUGGAGCACAGUGAUCCACCAUGACCUCUGCUCUGUGCCUCGAGCUGGCCACACAUUGCUUGACCUGACUCCUGCCCACCUGAUGGAUGUAGACAAGGAGAACAAAGAGGAGCAUAAUCUGCACAUGGUGUUGAUCUUUGGGGGCUCCAACUGUGCUGGGACCUUUUACAACAGCACAAUCAAGAUCCAGCUAA